UGUGGAAGAGGUGCUAUUUAGUCCUCUCUGAGUCAGACUGAAACAUUUUGUCACCUACAGACUGUCCCUCAUUUAAACCACACUCCCCCCACUCCUAUCAGCUUAUAAUACCAAUACUGAAGUCAUACCUGCGUUAAUACCACUCUGUUCACAUCAUCAUCAUCAUCACCUUCAUCAUCCGCAGUCAUGUCCUCUUGUUCUCUCCUGCUGGUUCUGCUGGUUCUUACCUGCCUUCAGUCGUCCACAACGGCCCAGCAUGUAGGACAACCAGAAUCAUGCUGUUUCACAUUCCAGACUGCAACAAUCCCUCUAAAUCUCAUUAAGGAGUAUAUAGAAACUCAGCGUGCCUGUCCAAAACCUGGAAUCAUUUUUAUCAUGAAGAAUGGCCGUCGUCGGUGUGCAGACCCUGAAGUUCAGUGGGUGAAGGCUCACAUGGAUAGUAUUGACCAGCUUUUUAUGCAAGCCUAAUCCAACUACACCUGAGUGCUUAAGUCAAGAUUUAAAAGUAAAAAUUCAGUAUGCAGAUUUAAAAAAAAGUCACUAAAAUAAGAAACAAUAUAUGCAUCUUGUGUGUGCAACAAAAUUGGUAGACAAGGAAAAAUUCCUCCAUUAGCAUAUUUUUACCACAAAAUCGAAUAUGAACUAAUGGUUAGUUUGCUUGCAGUCUGACAUUUUUAGCUUUGGCUUAAUUAAUCUCCGAUCUGUAGCCUUACAAUCAUUGUGUCUUAUAUAUGCUUAUUGCUUAAGAAAAUUGUAAUCACACA
This is a messenger RNA of Clarias gariepinus (North African catfish), 764 nucleotides long. Its product is annotated as C-C motif chemokine 4 homolog. The transcript is spliced from 3 exons. Gene Ontology annotation, biological process: cellular response to tumor necrosis factor; chemokine-mediated signaling pathway; G protein-coupled receptor signaling pathway. NCBI's taxonomy places the organism in Eukaryota, Metazoa, Chordata, Actinopteri, Siluriformes, Clariidae. The coding region runs from base 187 to 468 and encodes 93 amino acids. The record is from RefSeq and is a predicted model, not a curated record. Gene Ontology annotation, molecular function: CCR chemokine receptor binding; chemokine activity. Gene Ontology annotation, cellular component: extracellular region.